This is a messenger RNA of Cydia strobilella, 4305 nucleotides long. RefSeq names its product sorting nexin-12 (gene Snx3). Gene Ontology annotation, biological process: late endosome to Golgi transport; endocytic recycling. NCBI's taxonomy places the organism in Eukaryota, Metazoa, Arthropoda, Insecta, Lepidoptera, Tortricidae. Gene Ontology annotation, cellular component: retromer complex; early endosome membrane. The record is from RefSeq and is a predicted model, not a curated record. Bases 86 to 589 code for a protein of 167 amino acids. The transcript has 4 exons. Gene Ontology annotation, molecular function: phosphatidylinositol-3-phosphate binding.
CGUCAAAUCUCAAAUCAUGUCAUUUCCUUUUGAUUAGUGGGCCGUCCAAUUAUUAAGUUUGUGAUUGUUUGUGAAAUAAAGCGUAAUGAUGGCUGCUGAGGACACAACAGCGGACGCGACGAGGCGGUUAAAUGUUAAGAAACAAACGCUCGACGACGCGUAUGCGGCGCCGGCCAAUUUCCUCGAAAUUGACGUGGUGAACCCAGUAACGACAAUGGGAGUCGGGAAGAAACGCUAUACGGAUUACGAAGUCCGCAUGAGGACCAAUCUGCCCGUGUUCAAAGUGAAAGAGUCGAGCGUGAGGCGGCGGUACAGCGACUUCGAAUGGCUCAGAAACGAACUAGAACGAGACAGCAAGAUUGUGGUACCACCUUUGCCAGGCAAAGCUUUAAAGAGGCAAUUGCCUUUCCGGGGAGAUGAUGGCAUAUUUGAAGAGGAAUUUAUAGAAGACCGCAGAAAAGGCUUAGAAACAUUCAUCAACAAGAUAGCCGGGCACCCGCUAGCGCAGAACGAACGCUGCCUGCACAUGUUCCUGCAGGAGCCAACCAUCGACAAGAACUAUGUCCCCGGCAAGAUACGGAACACAUAAUAAUCACACUCCGCCCAACUUUGGAACAGUUCGCCUCAUACAAUCUUUAUUUAAGCAGGUGUUGGAAACUACUUUUUAAAGAUGAGAUACUUUUGCGUGGUUGGUGAUUUUUAGAUGUAUACAAUAAAGGGGGUAAAUUAGUAUUAAGAAUACUAUACACAGGAUAAUAUUGCUUAUAUCUUUUAUAUAUUCUAAAAAACCCAGGCAUUCUACUGCAUUCCUCAAAAGAAUUGCUCUUAAAAGUCUCGAGUACGUAAAAUUAGUCACCAACACGUCUAAUAUUAGACUACCCACCUUUUUAGUUAAGGUUUAUAAAGGGUGCUAUUAUAUAAACAGAUUUUGCGUAAGAAAAAGAUCUCUUAUAUUAUCUGUGUAUGAGUAGGUAUUAGCAUAAUCAACUGAAGAUCCAGUGUAUGUUUUCACCCAGGCAUUCUAUGUAAAAUGUAUUUUUCUUUAAAAAGUAGUUUUAUACAAUACAAAUUCAGUAAGAGAAAGUUUUAAUUUAGUUCUUAUGCUCUGAUAAUUGGACUACGGAGCCUGAGUCAUAUAUAGAAUCCAGAAUUUUAGUCAAACUUUAUUAACUGUUUAUUAAUAUCACUGUUAAAAUAACAAACAGUUGACAAGUGAACUUGGACUGAUAAAGUUUAAAAAUGUACCUGGGUUUAACCAAGAUAAAUCACUAUGCAUAUUGUUAUGAAUUAUGAUUACUAAUGUUCUUGAUUCUAUAAAACAAUGAUUCUUCGUCAAGACUGGACUUGCCAUUGAUAAUUAAUGACACCGACUCCAGUUCAACCAUUAUUUAAAAUACAAAUGAUCUAUUUACACUAACUUAUCUGUUCACAUUACACUAACAGCACUAAUAAUAAAAUGGGGGGAUUGUUCCAAAGUAUUAGAUAAUGUAUCAGUGAUCAUAUUAAAAUAUCACGAAUGCAAUAACCUUCGAGCGAUGGAAAAUGACGACGGAUUUCUUAUACGGCACUGCAUUCCACAGAUAAAAAAGAUAUUUAUUAUUGCGUUCAGACUGCAACAAUCUGGUGCGAACAGUGAAUCAUUAUACUGUCUACAUUUGAGUAGUCAACGUUAUUCGCUAUGACAUGACUCAAAUGUAUAGACACUAAUAAAAUUAGAACAAAAUUAGUUAUUGUUUGAAAUUAAGCAAUAUUAUUGGAAUUGUUGAAAUUGUUUAGCGUUCAUAAUCUCUAUGUAUAUUCAGUUAGCAUUGCGAGUAAUUAUAUGUUAUAGUCAAUAGAUUAAACAUUAAGGUAAUUUUACUUUAUUUUGUAUACAUUAAAUCAAAAUCUCAUUUGUUUGUAUUCAUUCGCCAUCUUGUUUUCUAAAUUAAUUCCUUGCGCAAGAGACCUCUGAAACGAGAUAAUCCUUCUCACUCACAUAUUGUGGGGUCUCUUUUCCGCGGGAGUUUCAUCAUGUUUGAGCUAGCUAAGUGUAUUUAUUUUCCUGGUUUAUUUGGUAUGAGUUGAGAUGCUUCUGGCCUAGAUAGUUAAAAAAAAACUUAAUUAUUUCGAUUAUCGACUUUUGAUUUUAAAGAUGGCGAUAAACGAACCAAACAAUUCUAGGCUUGGAGCAUUGAUGGGAUUGUAAUCUAAUUAGACUUAUAUUUAGUUUAAACAUAGAUUAAAAAUUGAAAAACAAACAUAGGUUACCACAAUAACCGUUUUAUAAGAUCUUAUGACCUUACAUAUUAAUAAGCAUAGAACAUUGGCGGACAAUCGGAUAUAAUGUGAUACUGAUAAAUCAAUCUAAGCUUUUUUUUAUUAAACUAAUAAUUUAUAACCCAUAUAUGCCCAGAACUACUUUUUGGUCUGAACUCCAUGAGGUUACAGGCUUUUACUUAUUUUUAUGAGGGAGUAGAGUUUUCCCAGUGGGUUGAAAACAACCCAAUGGGCAUAUAUGGGUUUAAUAGUAUGUCAUGUCAUAAUAUCUUACAUCGGUUGCGUGGUAUAAACAUCACCUACGUGAAUUCCUGUAACACCAAGUAGGCGUUUGGGUUUUAAACCACUCUAGAGCCCGCUCCAGACUACGCGGCGCGAAGCUGCGAACGCGAGUGUGGAGUCGAUUAAGCUGAUUAGCAAAAUAGACUCCACACUCGCGUUUGCGGCUUCGCGCCGCGAUUCUCGCACGUCAAGGCUUAUCUUCGAUAAGUGGGUCAUUCUACUUUUUACUGCAGGUUUUAAUGAUUUAAAACAAUCUUGAAAUUUUCAUAAUCGUAACUUUAUUUUUUAUUUUUUAUACCACGUCGGUGGCAAUCAAGCAUACGGCCCGCCUGAUGGUAAGCAGUUACCGUAGCCUAUGAACGCCUGCAACACCAGAGAUAUUACACGCGCGUUGCCGACCCUUUAAAAACCUGUACACUCCUUUUUUGAAGAACCCCAUACUGUAGCCCCACGGGAAAACCUAUACUAGCUACUAAAAAUUGAUAUGCACAGAUUAGGCCUCAAUAUUUGACCAUUGGCUUUUUUUUUAUUAUUUAUAGUCUGGCCGGAGUAGGCAAAUAUACAACUUUGCUACCGUACUACCGUCCCUGCUCUUUCACUCAUAAUGACAACUUUGUUACCUUUAAAAAAAUAGAUAAAAGAUAGACUUUGGUUACAUGGUAUCGUUAGUGCAGCAUUAAAAUGUGCUUUAUAUUGAUAUACAAUUACACAAAUUAAAAAAAUAAACAAAUUACAUAAUUUACAAAUACAAAAAUAAAAUAAUGUCUUCUGGGGACAAAAAUAGGUACCUGCAGUACAAAGUAGAAUGACUCAUGUAUUCAACAUUUGUAGUCAGUCGAAAAUAUCUACAUAGCCAAGAUGACAUAAAUAUGUCAACACGAGUACAUCGUUGUAGUUGCUUACUUUGACUACAAAUAAAAUAGUAAUUCUUAUCGAAGAAACACUAGUGUGUUUUCUAUGGUAAGAUUCUCAAAUUCGAGUUAUAUUCGAGUUGCCAUAGUGAUGCCUUAUCUCAAAUUGUAUCGAUUCGAGAAUCUGAUCAAUGGUAACCAUUCGCCGAUAAUCGAAGUAUUUUAAACAGUGCCUGAAGGCAUAGGUAAAUGAAUUGACUUUUUAAAAACAUUUUUCGCCUUGGGUGUACAAAAUUGGUAAUUGGAGGGUUGCUUUCGAAAGUUCGUAACUGCAUUGUGCGCACGAGUUGAUUGCCUUUAAAAGUGACAAGGACAGCGCUUUAGCAGUCUUUUUUCUGAUGGAACAGCCGAUAUUUCGUCCUCUUUCGAUUUUUCUUGCCAACGACGAGAUUAAAAGUAAGUCCUUUCCACAUUAACCACGUUUUCAUAGAUAUACCUACCUGUAAGUGUAACGUGCAAGUUGGAAUGCCAUCGUCCAUAGGCUAAGGUGACUACUUACCACGCGGGCCGUACGCUUGUUAGCCACUAAAAUAAAAAAGAAUGUAAGUGGCAGUCAACUCGUGAGCAACAUUUGAGUGUCUUUUCAAAAGGGCUUAUUUUUGUAUGGUUGCAUAGAUAAAUAAGCCCUUUUGAAUAGGCUCAUGUGUCGAGAUACGAUCGUUCUAAAGUCGCCACGUAAUGUAGUUUUAUAUAAUAUCUAAUUUGAACAGCAUGUGUUGUCGGUUAGGAUAAAUGACUGUUUAGAUAUACAGAGAAUAUAAAUGUCAGGUAUCUGUCAAACGCAAGUUAACAUUCGGUUACGUAUUAUGUCGAUCAUAAUAGGAUAUAAUGAAAUAAAUUUGCUAUCAUGUCA